AUGUUUGUGAAGACUACUGUAUCUCUUGCAAUCUUUUUCGUUUUUGUUUCUUCAAUUCCCAACUCUCCGGAAGUGGAUUUCUCUCCAGAUGACGUGAAGAAAGGGUUAAUUAAUGAAGGAGUUUCCGAAUCUGGUGCAACUGAAAUAACUGUAUUUUUAUUCAAGGAUCGUCCAGAAGAUAUCACAGCUGGUGAACUGAAGACAGAGUUUCGUGAAUUCCUGGAGAAAAUGAGUAUUGAAGAUAAAUCUGCGAUUAAAGGAAUCAUCAGCAGAGAGCUUGAGAAAUUCUUCUCGGAGUCUGGUGACAAUCAAUCUAUUUUUCUUGUUGGAUGA
Caenorhabditis remanei is the source of this 333-nucleotide messenger RNA. RefSeq lists its product as uncharacterized. The record is from RefSeq and is a predicted model, not a curated record. Lineage: Eukaryota; Metazoa; Nematoda; Chromadorea; Rhabditida; Rhabditidae. The transcript has 2 exons. The coding region runs from base 1 to 333 and encodes 110 amino acids.